Molecule: messenger RNA, 360 nt
Organism: Protopolystoma xenopodis
Lineage: Eukaryota; Metazoa; Platyhelminthes; Monogenea; Polystomatidea; Polystomatidae
Source: the annotation of a GenBank genome assembly
AUGACACUCUGUUUCCGAUGUCGGCAAUCCUAUCGCAACGCCUCUUCGUCGACAGGCCAAGCUGAUGAGCUCUCGAGGUCGACUGCAUCAAGUGCCACUCGUCAACGGAACUCUCUCAGACCUGGCGAGCCCACCAGUCGUGCAGGCUCUCUUCCCACAACCCCGCCGACCAGCUGCACUGUUGUCAUGACCGCACGGACAACCGACUCUUUCCAAUCGGCUUGUUCUCCACAUCAAUUUGAGUCGCAUGGCUCGACGACUAAGGCUCUCCCUGCUUCGACGAAAACAUGCUCGGCCAAGGUCAGUCAAGCUCAUGUAGGGACAAAUUGUGGUUUCUUUUAUAACCCAGCAGGUGCGUAG